AUGGUAAAUGACAGAUGGAAAGCCAUGGGUGGAGCCCCUCAACUUGAAGACGGACAGCAGGAGAAAUCCCAGCGCGUGAGCUGUGGUUACAUCCUGUGCACCGUACUGCUGUCUGUCGCUGUGCUGCUGGCUGUAACAGUCACCGGUGCCAUCCUCUUCAUGAACCACUAUCACACACCAGUAACUGAGCCCCCGCCAGUCAUCAGCACCAACCCUGAUGAAGACAACAGUGCCCUGGUUACCAUUGAGAAGGCGGACAGCUCCCGAAUCAACAUCUUCAUUGACCCACGAUGCCCAGACCACACAGACAACUUUGCCCGCCUAGAGGGUGCCCAGGCCUCUGUGCUUCGGGCCCUCACAGACCGUGAAACUGAGUUCAGGGCUGCUGGUGGUCGAGAACAGGCCUUGCUGGCCACCCUGGCUGACGAGGUCCCCAAACUUCUGGCCCAGGCCACAGAGCUCCAGGAGGACUGUGAGGGCCUCAAGAGGGGUCAUGGCACUCUGGGCCAGGGGCUCAAUGCUCUGCAGAACGAACAGGGCCGACUCAUUCAG
Molecule: messenger RNA, 552 nt
Organism: Vombatus ursinus (common wombat)
Lineage: Eukaryota; Metazoa; Chordata; Mammalia; Diprotodontia; Vombatidae
Product: fibrinogen C domain-containing protein 1-like
Exons: 2
Source: RefSeq, a predicted model, not a curated record